UCACAUCCCCAGCCAUAUCAUUCAGCCUGCAAAAUGUUUACCAUUUUCUUCCUCUUCGCCCUUGUCUUCUCCGGUUCCCACGUGGCGGUUCAAGGCUACUGCGUCGCAGACCUUGGCGCCGCACAAACCACCACAGGGUAUCCCUGUAAACCGACCAAGUCAGUAAAAAUAGAAGACUUUUCAACCACCCUUCAGCCUCAAAACACCAACUUCUCCAAGGCCUUCAACAUCUCGUUAUCCCCGGCAUUCGUCGGACAAAUACCGGGGCUUAACGGGCUGGGCUUCGCCGCGGCGAAGCUAGAUCUGUUUGCGGGGGGUAUAGUCCCGCUCCACUCGCAUCCAGAUGCCUCCGAGAUGCUUCUAGUGACAGACGGUAAGAUAACUGCCGGGUUCAUAUCACCAGAUAACACGGUUUUUGUGAAGACAAUAACAAAGGGUGACGUCAUGGUUUUGCCACAAGGGUUGUUACAUUUUCAGUUAAAUUCUGGAGAGGGAAGUGCCACAGCUUUUCUUGCUUUCAGUAGCCCAAAUCCGAGCGCACAGUUCGUUGAUGUUGCGUUGUUUGCAAGCGCUCUGAAUUCUGCAUUUGUGACUAAGACUACGUAUAUUAGUCCUGCCGAAGUUAAGAGACUUAAGGGUGUUUUUGGUGGUCAAGGAUAGGGUUAUGUUAAUUAAUUCAGAUGUUUUGUUAUUAGUUACCCAUCCAUAGGGCCAAUUCAAUAUAGGUGAAAACUCAAGUACAGUCAACUUCAUAUAAAGUUGAUAGUUGAGAGUCGUUAAAUAAUUUGACUGAUUUGACUAAAGUUUUAUCUAACGAUUCCCAACUAUCAACUUUAUAUGAAGUUCGCUGCACCUAAGU
Messenger RNA from Arachis ipaensis, 859 nucleotides. RefSeq names its product auxin-binding protein ABP20. Gene Ontology annotation, molecular function: manganese ion binding. Lineage: Eukaryota; Viridiplantae; Streptophyta; Magnoliopsida; Fabales; Fabaceae. The record is from RefSeq and is a predicted model, not a curated record.